Leptomonas pyrrhocoris is the source of this 4484-nucleotide messenger RNA. RefSeq lists its product as hypothetical. The record is from RefSeq and is a predicted model, not a curated record. The transcript has a single exon. The coding region runs from base 1779 to 4484 and encodes 901 amino acids. Lineage: Eukaryota; Euglenozoa; Kinetoplastea; Trypanosomatida; Trypanosomatidae.
GUUAUUUCAGCUUUAGGUAUCACCUAAUUUUUGAAGUGUGAUUGUUGUCUCGCGUCUGAAAGGGUUUCCUCUCUGGUAGUCGCUACCAAUUUUUUUUGGUUUUUAUUAUUAUUGUUGUCUUCGGUUUCAUUUUUUCUUCUUUCGCGUUUGACGCUUUCUCUGUGUUUCUUUGUUUGAUUUAGUGGGCCGCCUGUGUUCCCACUCGUCGUCCCUUCCAACGGUGCGCCUUCGUGUCCCUUCACCUUUUCCAAUAUAUAUAUAUAUAUAUAUUGGUUGAUUUCAUUGUACUUCCGCUAUUUCAACCUGUGUCGCUGUUGUUUUGUUUUGUGUAGUUGCUCAGCUGCCCCUUUUUCCUAUUAUUUUUUCUUGUAGUUUAGCUUCAUUUUUUGUGGUUGUCUUCCUUUCAUAGAACGACAAAGGAGGCGGACAUCAGGAGGGCAACAGGAAAGAUAGAGAGAGAGAGAAGACCACCGAAAGGGGCAGUAGAAGCGGAUUAUAUAUAUAUAUAUAUAUUCAUACGCACCACGCCAGGUGACGGAGGAAGAAGUCGAGCGAAGAGACUGCAGGCCUUGAGGAAAAGUAACGGGCUACCACAGCUUUCUGUUGUCACACACAAGCACACGCACGCACAUUUCUGUUGCCCAAAACGGCGACGGAAUUCAGAACUUACCUAGCAGCUCAUCUGCCUUGAUUGGCCUCCAACUGUGUGCGAUUGCGCACCCGUAGCUGGCGCGCCCUGUUCACUUCGUCCUCAAUUUUUGUUUUGUUAGACAACCUUGUCAUUAGGUUACUUUCCGUUGAAUAUUUUUCUCUCCUUUCGUGUUUCUUGGUUUUUUUUUUUUUUGCUUUUCGAGUUCCCGCGCGUACACCAGCUGGUCAACAGCGAAAUACUCGUAUCAGCGUGUGUGUGUGUGUGUGUUUCUUUUCUUUUAUUCUCUCUCCUCUUGCAAGAAAGUACAAGGUAUAAAAGGGUGGAAAGGCAGGGCUUUUUCUUUUGAUUUGCCCUCGAUCUUUCUGCCACUUUCUUGGAUAGAAAGCAAAGCACGUUUAUAUAUUUGAACGUGGUGUAGAGCUCACAUUUUCAGGGGGGGGGGCUUCUUUUUUUAAUCUUCUCUGGAUAUCAUCCAACGUUUACUACGCCUUUUUUCUUUUUCUUCAUUUCUGUCUCUCUUUUAUUGGUUUCGUUUCCGUGAUCAGAAGUUCUGUCCAGUUGGUUGAGAUACUGAGUGCGUGUGUAUGGGUGGGGAUUGUAUUACAGCCGCACUCUCCUGCUGUCGUGUUCUCUCUUCUUCUUCUUUUUCUUCUUUGCUUUGUUUGUUUGUUUGUUUGCUUGCUUUUCUGGUCUGCUUCUUUAGCAUCACAUCGUUUGUUUUAUUUCUUUUUCUCUCUUUCCGUUUUCUGUGUUUACUUGUGUGUGUGGGUGGGUGUUUCAUUCCUCCUUCUCUUUUGACUCUUCCUUGCAUUUUUCUACUACUGUAAUUUGUUAUUCGUGUUGGUUUCCAUCGCUGACCCCUGUUUGCGUGUGUUGUCGCGGCAGGAGUGCGCUGUGGGCCUCGCAUUCGUCUCCUAGAGAGCAUUCACCUCAUCAACGUGUUAUUAUUAUUACUAUUGCUCUCCUUUCUCUUUUUCUCUGAGUGUUUGGCUCCCCAGAAGGGUUUUUGUUUUGUUCUCUUGUUUUCUUGCCGGUAAAAGCACGUGGAGAGGGAAACCCAACGAAAUAGGAAGAGGAGAGGAAUCGCGCCUUACUGGGUCCGGCAAAGGUGAGGAGGGAGACCAAGAUGAUGAGUGACCCGAUUACACCGUCUUACAGCGCAACAGGCCACAUGUACGAGUACGGCGAGUACGACGGUCUCGUCGACCUCGACGCCCUCCACGGGGCCGCGACCAACGCGACGGCGACCACCACCACCAGUACCACCACGCAAGGCGUGAGCAGCGGCGGCGUAGGCGGGGGGACUGCCGCCGCCUCCCCCACGCCGAACCUCAGCUGCUUAAUGGGCAGCAGCGACGUCGCCGGCGACUGUUCCAACUCGACGGCCCUGCAAGGGCACAACACCCUCCAUGCGAGCAGCGGCGAGCAAGGCGCGACGCCGUCGCCGCACGGCCGAUCACCGGCGUGGAGGCAACCCCGCGACUCGGGCACCCGAGACAGCGGACACGGCUCGAGCGCAUUUGCAUCCCGUUCCAAUGGCGGCUACCCUAUCACGUCGGACGAGAGCGAUGUCGCGCUGUCGGCGGCGACGGCCACGGCAGCGACAGCGGCGGCGGCGCCUGGUUCUCGCCGUACCUCGCGUCGGCGCGUCGACAGUGCGAAGGGCCAACGAGACAGCAGCCCGAACCGUCAUUACAUGAACAAUAGUAACUCUGGAACAACGACGGCGGCGACGACUAGUAAUGCAGCCGACGACGUCGUGCACUUGCCCGUUAUCUUGCCAUCUCAGCAGCGCAGACCGACUGAGUCGCUGCUGCAGCCCCGCGUGCGGGUUAGUCCGCUCACGCAGGAGGCGAACCCAACCGUACCGACCGCCACCACCACCGCCACCGCCAACGUCACCGUCGCAACCACGUCGGCCAACGCCCGCAGCGCCUCCACCGUCUCUCCGUUAGCACAGAACAAGCGGUCGGUCGGGGCCAAGACGGUCAUGAGCGCGAACAACCUCGCGGCCAUGCAACGACACGGUAACGGCAACGAGCGCGUCUACACCAGUCCGUUGAGCACCGGCACGAGCAUCAACAAGGCGGCCCCCUUCCUCGCACCCCCGCUGUCUCCGCUGCACGCCCGAACAACUCCGUCCCACCCUGGGAACGCCCCAACGUCCAUUGGGGCCACCGGCGGGGCAGCCACGACAGCCGUCACAACCCGUCCCCUCACGGACAGCAGCGUAAAGCGUGAGGAGUCGCUAGACGUGGCGCAGUCCGCUGCUGCGCACACCGUGGUCGUCGACCUCGAAAGUCCGACGACUCGCUCCAAUGGCUGGGUACGCGAGGAAGCCCGUCGCAUCGACCGCAACAGUCAUGAGAUGACCACCGGCUUCUCGCAGGAGCGGCUAUGGCAAUCCAGCGCCCCGAGCAACACCGUCACCACCUCUCCUGCGAGCGGGCGCAGCGGCGCGGAAGGCGGCGACGCGGGCACCGAGAAGGCGAGUACGCUGCCAGCGUCAACGACGCCGCGAGCACCGGUGUGGUCGAACGACUACGAGGUAGGCCGCACCGACCUCGUUGGGUUAGCCACCACAACAACAAUAACCACAACGACCGACUUUGGUGCGAUGCCGCGGGUGGUCGCCCCUCCGCUGCUGCAGCGGCCUAUAAAGACGCUGUCCGACAGCAGCGGCAAGCGGGUAGCUCCCCUCCGGCCACAACCAGCCGUGCCCUCGACCCCGCCGGUCGGUACGACAACAUCGCUGGUGGAGUCGGUGAUAUCGCCCCUGCGCGCCAUGGCCCCACAGCGCACCGGGCGGCCGUCAGAGGCAGAGAAGCAGCAAGAACAGCAGCAGCACUCCACCGCUGCCCCGCCGACCAAUACGCUGGUCACCAGCGACAACAACCACAACUACAGAAAGCCGGACGCUGCACGGGCGAACUUAGUAGAAGGGAACGGCCACCGCGCCCGCUCCGGCUCCUCUAACCCGUCGGCUCAGCACGACACGCUGCGAGGUAGUAGCUGUAGUAGCAGUGCCGCCGCCUCCACGCCCCACACAGCGAGCGCCGUGGCCCACCGUCGCAUAAUGAUGCAGGCCGUCGACACGCACGUGAGCGCCCCGGCCGAGCUCGUCGGGAACUGCAAGGCGGCGUCGAGUGCCGCGCAGACCAAACUGCCGUACACCGACGAUGACCGCGCCGCCUUGGAGGCGUGGGCGGCCUUCCCCGCGCUCGAUGUCACCAUUCGCGGUCAGGCGCCGACGGCAACGCAGCUGCGCCGGGAGCGGGAUCUGGCGGCGGCGCGCCCCUUCGCUGCCCAGCAGCUCUAUCUGCCCGUUAAGGGGCAGGCGCCGCAGGAGUCCGCGGGCGAGCCAUUUGAGAUGAACUACGAUGUGCACAACGUGGUGGUGCAGCUGCGGCCCCGCAACCGUCCACUCAUGCUGGCCUACCCACCGCGCCUACCCUUCGAGCUGGACAUGCGCCCACGCCUGCGGCGGCAGCGCACGCUGCGCAGCUUCUACGGCAAGCUAUUUCCGCACGUGGGUGAUACGUGGUUUCGCAACGCGCUCAACGAUGCGCGGCACAUCAGCUCGCCAGAUAUCGAGUCGAUGGAGAAGCGGGAGGAGGAGGAAUUUAUUCGCAACGGCGGCGAUCCGGCGCAGCGGAGAAAUCGAUAUGGGCAGGCAAACAACCAUAACGCGAACAACAAUAAUAAUGGGCAGGAACAGUCACCACCACAGCAGCAGCAGCAGCAACGUCCACCUCCGUACGCAGGCGGCGUUGCACCGAGCAUUGAUGAAAUAAACCUCAACGCCAUCAAAAUGGAGCAGCCUGCUGUGUGA